AUGAGAUUUUCAAGGAUGAACUUGAAGAGACUGGUGACGCUUCUAAUGCUCGUUGCGACUACAGAUGAAGCCUAUUGUAUUGUUUCUAUUGCUCGAGAUGACUUGAAAGAGGUCAUGAUACCACGAGGAUCUCCAAUCGAAGAAAAUACAAUGCAGAAAAUACUUUAUGGUGUUCAACAUUCGCAACCCGAGCCGCUUUACCUCCUUGCCAUGAUGAAAUUCUACGGUCACGGAGUUGAUCAAGAUGUGGAAGCUGCUGUAAAGUUGCUGAAUAGAGCAGCAGAUCUUGGACAUCGUGAUGCGGAGUUUGCUCUUGGCGUGCUCUACCUGCGCGGAGAAGGCGUAAUCCGCAGUGACACAUUAGGUGCAUCGU
Messenger RNA from Plasmopara halstedii, 373 nucleotides. Its product is annotated as Tetratricopeptide-like helical. The annotation marks the transcript as partial. Gene Ontology annotation, molecular function: protein binding. The transcript has a single exon. The record is from RefSeq and is a predicted model, not a curated record. NCBI's taxonomy places the organism in Eukaryota, Oomycota, Peronosporomycetes, Peronosporales, Peronosporaceae.